CAGAGGGGGGAUGCAUCAGUUUAACCCUCGGCUCUGCCCUCCGGACUCGCCCAUCCAGUAAAUCCAGCCGGCCCUCAGAUAAGUUGGAGGGGGGCAUGUGUGAAAUCCCACUGCGAGGAAUCCUUCCCGCACGAUCAUUCCUGAGGAUCUCUCUCUCUCUCUCUCUCUCUCUCUCUCUCUCUCUGUUCGCUUUCUUUUCUUUCUUUUUUUUUUCUUUCAACUUCGAUGGCUUGAGUGGCCCAUUUGCACUCAUGCUCGCAGUCGAGGAGGGAUGUAAAGGUACGGGCCAUCCACCGCCCUCACAUUGCACGGAGUAGCGGCGUGAUUCAGGUCGCUAUCUUGAGUGCUAAUCUGCAAAGAAAAAACUACUUUCGAGAUGUGAAUUAUCGAGAUUUGCGACUCAUUCCGCCGGCUCGCCUGUCCUAUGCUAUCGACAACGGGAUUUCAAGAGGAAAAUGAUUGUGGCAUAAACUAUUUCUGGAGACGCUUGUCACAGAUAUCGCCGCUGAACUGGACAGGGUGGAUGGUUAUUUCCCAAACUGUUCAAGCUUAUGUAUACUGCAUUCAUUUGUUGGAAACGCUGCCUAGUAUCUCCGAGAACAGCUCAAGAGGAAUGCUGGUCCAAGAUCUAAUGCCAUUUACUUUAAGUUUUUGGCCUUUUUUCUUCGGUCAUUGCCUUCUCUCACUGUUUUUGCUCUCGUGCCAGGGAGAACUCCAGAGGUCAUGCUCACGGACUGUGGCGGAGAAAGUUAGUGAACAGUGCCAGCUGGCAUGCCACUGUAGAAGAUACCCUCCUCUCCCUCCUCCACCGCCUCCGCCGCCUCCCCCACGGCUUCUAGGCACCACAGGGGAUGUGCCCAAGGAGCCCUCGUUGAGGCCCUGGUGGAGGGAGAUGGACUUUGUAGUGCUUGGAACGGUGGGCUGUGCCUCAGUUGUCUUCCUCCUCUCAGCCAUCAUCAUCUGCUACAAGGCCAUCAAGAGGAAACCACUCCGGAAAGAGGAGAACGGGACGAGUCGUGGGGAAUAUGCCAUGAGCAUCCGUAACAAGAAGGCCAUGGGUACGAACAACACUGUGGUAUAGACUGUAACCUGGGAGAAGCAGGAACUGACAUCACCAUUAAUGUCUCACCCCUCUACUGAAUACAACAAUCCCUCUCUCACCCAGAAUGCAACAGGGUUUCAUCCCAAGGUUUUAAAAUAGGUAAACCUUCCCUCUUUUCUUGGCAUGUUGCCCGGACAUGAAGACACCGCUCAGCUCCAGACGGGCUGCGAAAGAUGGAACGGAUAGAAAAAAAAAAUCAAGGCAGAAAAGACGGAUCUACAAAGCCCCCAUGGUGCCGAAAGUGGCCCAGCAGGCUGAACAUUAUGCUCUUAGUAACAGCAAGUGUUGCUGACAGGCUGGUUGGCUGCUGGCUGGAGAGGGACUGUCUGCCAGUCUGCCGCAGAUCCAGACCUCACACACACACUGUUGACAUCUGCAGCGGAACAAAACAGCCGCCCUGCAGUCCCACAGGACGGCCCAUCACAACACAAUAAAUAACGUGCAUGCAGUUUUUACAGAGAAUGCAACUUUUUUUAUACUCCAGUCCCCACACCAUCCAUCUUUUGUUCUCCGUUUUCUCAGACAGAUGCUUUUUCUGAUGUUACUGUCACUCCCGGCUCUGACGUGGAUUCAUCUGACUAUGCAAUUUAAAGAAAUCCAUGUUUCAAAAAAGCAACGAGGAGCAGCGACAUCAGCACAGGACAUUGUGGUUAUUUUCCCAUGCCAAAAAUGCCAACGCAGACUUAUCUCAAUGUAAAAUACUCCAGUCAUUCAUCACUUUAUUUAUUUAUUAGCUACGUUUGAAUUUAUUUUUCUACUUAAAAAGGGAAAAACAAACUGUCUUUUAACUUUCACACAUCUUGGACAUCUUGAUGAAACCAUUUGAUUUCCUGAUAGCUCUGUUUUUUUUUUAAGUGAAUAAUUUAUAAACCAUACAAUUCAUUUGUGAUGCUCUGAUGCUUUAAGCCUGCUGUCGGUUUGUCAAGACGCUGAUGCAGAAAACAAGCUCGCUCUGCAAAGAGUUUUGUAUCAGUCGUUUUGUCUCUGGGUGUUUGAUAUUCUUCUCUCUGUUUCCCUGGGACUUAAGCUACAACAUGGGGGGGGGGGUUAUAUGAUGCGCAUUGUGAAUGUGUGUUUCCCAGGCGUUAUUUACAGUGCAUCCAAAAGAAAUUCAGACCCCCUUCACUUUUUUCUUAUGUUGCAGCCUGAUACUACGGUCAAAAAAAUAUAUUUUUAUUCUCAUCUAUCUAUACACAGUACCCAAUCUUGAGAAGUGAAAACAGAAUUUUAAAAAAUUUGGCAAAUUUAUUAGAAAUAAUAAACUGAAAUAUUACAUUUAUAUUUAGAAAUUUAGCUUAGGUGCUUCCCAUUUCUCUCAUGUUUCUUCACCUUGAUUGGAGUCCACCUGUGGUAAAUUAAAUUGAUUGGACAUUAUUUGGAAAGGGACACACCUCUCUAUAGAAGGCCUCACUGCUCACAAUGCAUAUCAGAGCAAAAAUCAAGCCAUAAGGUCAAAGGAUCCUGUUUCUGAACCCAGAGACAGGACUGUUACAAGGCAAAGAUCUGGGGAAGGUUACAACAAAAAGGUUCCCAAAAAGCACAUUAGCUUCUAUAGAUC
Cheilinus undulatus (humphead wrasse) is the source of this 2660-nucleotide messenger RNA. RefSeq names its product proline rich membrane anchor 1 (gene prima1). The transcript is spliced from 4 exons. The record is from RefSeq and is a predicted model, not a curated record. The coding region runs from base 425 to 1081 and encodes 218 amino acids. NCBI's taxonomy places the organism in Eukaryota, Metazoa, Chordata, Actinopteri, Labriformes, Labridae.